AUGAAGUUGGUCGUCCUUUAUACCCUGCUGUGUUCCUUACUCCCAUUGGCCCUCCUUCACGCCCUGACGCCUUUCGAGUGGCUUCACCAUGUGACACUGGACUCGGAGAAUCACUACACGGUGCGGUGGCUCUUCAGUCUUCCCCAGCAGAGUAUCACUUUUGAUGUGUGCGUCCGCACCAGAGGAUGGAUUGGUUUUGGCUUUUCACCCAAUGGCGGCAUGACGGGCAGUGAUCUGGUCAUCGCCUGGGUUGACGACCAUGGCCGUGCCCACUUGCAGGACCGCUACGCUGAAGAUGAAGAGAUGCCCACCACUGAUUCGAAGCAAGACUGGCUGCUGCUCUCUGGCCAGGAAAACGAGACACACACUUGUGUCAUCUUUACCAGACCAUUUCUGACAUGUGAUUACGAAACUGACCUGCCAAUUACAAACGACGUGACGAAGCUCAUUUGGGCAUACGACUUUGAGGACCCAGUGGGCUCGAGUGCCAUUAUUUCCAAGCACAACAUUCACCGGCGUGGCCACAAGAGCGUCCACUUGUUGAGUCACAAGUUCGAGGACAGCACUUUGAAGGGUGAGGUGGUGCAAACUUGGGACAUCACUAGUAGCGAUCUCGUUUUGCCAAAUAAUACCGACACCACUUACUGGUGCAAAAUUGUCAUUGCACCCUUCGUCAAGAAGGCACAUGUCAUUCGAAUUGAGCCAGUCAUAUCACCGCCACAAAACGCACCAUUCGUUCACCAUAUGGUCUUGUAUCGGUGCCUCCACCCGGAACCUGAUCAGAUGAAGCAGUACAAGGACCACCCGGGCACCAACUGCUUCGACUUUGCCAACAUGCCCUUUGACUUUAUUCACUGUCAGUCGAUUUACAUGGUCUGGGCUACGGGUGGCGAUGCGCUGAACUUGCCUGACAAUGUGGGCAUUCCAAUCGCCGAAGAUCAUGAGACCUCGUACUUUCUAUUUGAAAUUCACUACGACAAUCCCGAGCUGCUCAGCAUCCGAGACUCGUCGGGCUUUCGCCUCUUCUACACCAGUAAUUUGCGUCAGUACGAUGCCGACACUGCGACCAUGGGCUCAGUCGUCGACUACCGGCUGAUCAUUCCUAAUGGAUUUGAAAACUUUACCGUCUCUGGCCACUGCUCACCGGAAUGUUUUGCCGAGAAGAUGCAUAAAUCAGGAAUGAACGUUCUGGCAGCACUGCCUCACGGACACAAGCACUUGGAGAAGAUAUUAGUCCGCCACUUUCGCGGCCAAACCGAACUGCCCUAUCUAGCGGAGGAGAACAACUACGACUUUAACUUUCAGGACUUUCAGCGGUUUGAUGAGAAGCGCGUCAUUCUGCCGGGCGACCAGAUCACCGUGGAAUGCACUUACAACACCGAGUCCCUGGAGCGACCCAUGUUCGGCGGUCUCUCCACCAAGGAGGAGAUGUGCAUGGUCUUUCUGGUGUACUACCCGCGCAUGAAGGGCGUCCGCACCUGUCUGAGCGGUCUCACUCCACAAACGGUCAUGAAGCUGUCCAGUGUGGCACAGGUGGAGAGCAUCGACGAGAACGACAUGAAUCCGAUGGUGGUGCUACCGCGAGAGCACGCCAACGAGCGGCUGUCCUCCUACGUACUGGAAAGCGACUGGACCUUCGCCAAUCUGACUGAGCACGAGCUCACCUACCUCAUUCGCUACGCACCGCAGAAGUCGCAGUGCUUCUGGCGCCAGAUCGAGGGCAUCGAAGGAAUGGAGGAGAUUACCGAGUUGAUCACCUACCCGCACAUCGACCGACCUUACACUAAGCCUAAGCGGAACGGUAGUAAUGGCGGCUACUUGCAGGCACUGGAAACUGAGAGUGCCUGCCAAAGCCGUCAGUGGCUGCCCUGA
Molecule: messenger RNA, 1872 nt
Organism: Rhagoletis zephyria (snowberry fruit fly)
Lineage: Eukaryota; Metazoa; Arthropoda; Insecta; Diptera; Tephritidae
Source: RefSeq, a predicted model, not a curated record